GCACCCUUUUUCCAGGUGCUCUUGUAAAACUCUUGUAAGAUUGAGCCAAAGCAAUAACCGAAGCUGUAAAGGGUAUGAAUGUUUCAUCACGGUCAAUAUUACCAAAAGUGAUUAAAUGAGUUUUGUAGCCUUUUUUUUAAUAAUGUGUUGGGAGAGCUUUGGGAAGUUUGAGGAAGUUUAUCUGCCAGGAUUAUGGCGUGCAGCUGCCCACAGAGAUUAGCGAGUCUGCUUCAGACGGAUUACAGCGAGAUAGGAACAUAAGGCCACAUAUCACGCUAGCUUUGGCCCUACAUACAGCAGGGUAUUUAUCACUCUGCUCUGCGUCGUUGUGCGCCGCGGGGGCUGUGGAACGCACCACUGUUCCUGCGGACCGCCGCUUCCAGUUUUCCAAGGCGCGGACGCAAAGCCUUGUCGACGAUGGAAUGUACACGUGCGUUAAAAUGUUCGGCAACGGUGAGCUACGCGGUGUGUUUGUGGGUCUUAAGGGAGCGACCGACAACGCGCAGGGCGCACGCAAUGGACUGGACCAAUGUGAGUGCGGGAGCAAACUAAACAGACCGCGCCGCCCGAGCGUGUUGCAUAACACCCAUGGGUACGCGGCACGUGAACGCUGCCCAUCAUGAGAGCAACAGAUGGGCGCAGGAGGUCCACGGGCAGCGGGCUCCCGUGGAAGUACUCACUCCGCAGGUAGAGACUGACAGAUUGUAGGCUUCCUGGAGCUCUGCUGAGACGCUGCACUCGGACACCUGCUCUCCCAAGGGCCCGCUGCCCGUGCUUCGGCUGUCAGCCCUUCAAACCUCUCCGCUCUUUUCGUUUGAAAAAGGGGGCGCCUACGCUUCGAUCGAAGUUGGGGUUGUAAGAGAACGCCUGGCGACGCCACCGUUUCCACCCGGCAUGAAGAGGCCCCUGAGCCCAAGCAGGCUCCUGGAGAACGGGCGACUGUGUCUGCCCUUUGGCGCGUGCGUGGAGCUGCAGGAGGCCUCCGAGAGCCACGCCGGGGUGCAGCAGGAAAAGAAAAAACUGCUCUUCUCCUUGUGUGAGGUUUGCAACAUCCAGCUCAACUCGGCUGCCCAGGCCCAGGUCCACUACAACGGCAAGUCCCACCUAAAGAGGCUCAAGCAGCUGAACAACGGGGAACUGCCCAGCACCCCCCUCUCCACGAGCGGCUCAGGAAGUUCAUGCCAUAGCAACACGCUUCCUGCGCUGGUGAGAACACCUCCUCUGAUGAUGCAGUCCGCGCUGGACGUGAAGCCCUUCAUGUCCUUCUCUGUGGAUACGGCGUCUCCAGCUGGACUCUUCCCCAACUUCAACACGAUGGACCCUGUGCAAAAAGCCGUAAUUAACCACACGUUUGGAGUCUCCAUCCCUCCAAAGAAAAAGCAAGUUAUUUCCUGCAGCAUCUGUCAGCUCCGCUUUAAUUCAGAUAGCCAGGCCGAGGCGCACUACAAAGGCAGUAAACACGCCAAGAAGCUCAAAGCGCAGGAGUCCACGAAAAAUAAGCAGAAAAAUGCUGCUGCUACCAGGGACAAGGCAAAGACAGUCUCCACCUCCUCGGCAGGUACUGCCAGCAGCCCUGACCAGCCAGAAAAUAACGAGGUGCCCCCUACCACGGCCCAAGCCAGCGCGCAUCCUCCCAAAGCUUUCACCCCCACCGCUGGAGCGGCUCUGGGUCAAAGCCUCUGCGAGCCUGCAUGCGAGCCUGCCCCCGCCACCCCCUGCGGCGCCCCUGCCGCAAAGAGCGGCGUGAAGGCCGUGCCCCCCGUCGGGACGGCCCCGGCUCCCGCCCCUACGCAGGAGGAGGAGUCCGAGGAGGAGAGGGCCAAGAAGCUUCUCUACUGUUCGCUGUGCAAAGUGGCCGUCAACUCGCUGUCUCAGCUGGAAGCUCACAACUCAGGUUCGAAGCACAAAACAAUGCUUGAGGCCAGGAAUGGAGCAGGCCCCAUUAAAGCGUACCCCAGACCAGGCUCCAAACUCAAGAUCCAGGCCGCCGUGGUUAAGGGUUCAGGGCUGCAGAACAAGACGUUUCACUGCGAAAUCUGCGACGUUCACGUCAACUCGGAGAUUCAACUUAAGCAGCACAUCUCUAGCAGGAGGCACAAGGACAGAGUGGCUGGGAAGCCCCUGAAGCCCAAGUACAGCCCAUAUAACAAGCAGCAGCGCAGCUCCAGUGUUCUGGCAGCUAAACUUGCAUUCCAGAAGGACCUGGUGAAGCCGCUGUCACCGGCGUUCAUUUCGAGCCCGUUCUCCCCCGCGACUGUUUCCUCGAUCCCCCUACACCCGCGACCUAGCGCCUCCCUCUUCCAGACUGCCGCGCUGCCGCCCUCCUUCCUCCGGGCAGCUCCUGGGCCGAUCCGGCCCGCCGCGGGGUCCAUCCUCUUCGCCCCGUAUUAAACUCUGUCCCUACGAGGGAGCACGGAGGCUUUGCGUCUCCUAACCGAGGGACCAGUCUAUGGAUCCGCCGUGUUGGCGCACCGCGCCGAGUGGCGGACGCUUGCCUUGGCCGAGCCUUCGACAUCGCGCCCUCCGCAGGCGUUCGCUUGCCAGGACCGCGGUGUUUCAGCCAACGGUGCAUCCAUUUAACUUAUUCCCCCUCUACUGCGUCAUCCCAGCCGGACUAGAGGGCUCUCUGGAGGGCUUGUACGUGGCAGAUAGAAGGAAUGAAGAACAUCACACUGCUUCCUGAAUGACUUGAAAUUCCACCGUCUUCCGAAUCAAGGGCAAGGUCAACUCCGGGCGUCCACCCGCUGCCGUUCUGCUGCCGUUUCCAGGCGCAGGACAGCGCACAAGUUCAGUCACGUGGACAUGUCGUCAGGGACUAUGUCAUGCUGUUUGGCCCCAGUGCUGUUUUCUAUUGUGUACUCAAUGAGCUGCAUCUCACUUGAUAUAAUGUGGAGUAAUAUUCUGUUUAGCAGUCUGGAUUCUGCUUUGUUUUUCACUUCACAUCAUUUUCUUUUCCUUCAUAGACGUCUCUGAAGAGAACCACCCUAGAUAGCCAUAGUAAAUCAUCUCUCACUAACAGCAUUUUCGGCGUAUGCUUUUGGAGAAGGUUUCAAAUCAUUUUCUCAACCGCUUGGACAGCUGACUGCAGUUAAGCAAGUUUUCGUUCGGGGAAGAAAUACAGCUGGACGUGCACACCGUUUGUCUGGCCUGCCUGUUCUCUGGCAGGGAAUCAUGGGCCCUUUAUAUCUUUGUAAUGACGUGAUGAUGGUGCAUUACCAUGAGGCCCGUUAAUGCAAUAAUGUACAGAGAGCAUUACUUACUUAUAGUCACUGUAGUGUGUUUGUUUAUCAUGCAACUUACAAGAAUUGUAUCGUUUUGGAGGCUGCAGUAGAGGCUACGAGUUUAGAUGCAGUGAUUUGUAUUCCUGAAAUCUUACAAGAGCAAUCCAAACCAAGAGUCACCAUUAGUCUGUAGUAUUUGUAGCUCUUUAACGUCUAGUAUGUAUGUAUGUAUGAUAGGAAACUAUACAUGUAAAGUACACAUUUUCAAUAAAAUAGAUUUAAAUUAUUUGUUCAUACUACACAUUGAUUUUGUAUAUUACAAUUCCAAAUAUAUAAAUGAAAUUACCAUUUUAAAGAAUUUCUAUAAAACUGAUGUUUCAGUAAUAAACAGAGCUUAUAUAAAUUUAAACAGAAUUUAUAGACUGCUGAUCUGUAUUUAAUAACAACAGAGCAUGGAUCAAUGUAAGAAGAGUAAAUUGUUAUUUUUUCUGUAUGAUUUGUACAGUAUUUAUUUUCUUGAAAAUUUUCUAUUUUGCAACGACUACCGAUAAUGACUUCUAUUAGCCUAGACAUAAAUAGUUUGGUGCGACAUUGUUGUUUUUCAUUGAAUAGUUAUAUUUGUGUCUUAAAAACCCAACUGUAAAUGUAACGUAAUUUGUAUUGAAGGUGUGCUCCACGUCAACCAACUUUCAUGUUCAUGAUCUGCCGUCUUAGCUUGGAACAACAAGUUCAACAGUUACAGCAUGUUUCACCAAAAGGGUCAUACUCAAAGUUGGCAGAAAAUCUUGUUUGAAACGUUUACAAAAGUGGGUGUUUUAUGCAUAAACCAGGUGACAAGUUUACAACAGUUGAAAUAGCAGCAAGAGACCUGGAAUCAAUGCUUCCAAACUGCAAAGAUCUCACAGGAUGUGCUUGUGUCAAAAAUGGUCUUAACAGGCACGUUACCACUGUUCACGGGCGACUGUGACCAAAAAUACACUUUCUGUUAUGAUCUAGGAUUCAAAAUGAUGUUUUCCCCAAUAUCCUUUCCUUAAUACUCAAAGCUACUGAAUUAAUUAUAGGGUAAUAAUGAACCUCUUCCUAUUUCUCAUAUGAGCAACUUUAAUUGGGCCGACAGCUAAUACUUUGAGAGCGAAAAGGUUCUGAACAGACCACUUAAUCCCUGUAUCAAUAAGUUGUCUCUCAGUGCUGUUUAGUCCACCUGUGAAUGUGUCUCAUUUGGUUUCACUCCUUUUAUUAAAUGCAAGCAGUCUUUCCUGGUUAUGAUUUUAUCAUGUGACCUGCACACAUCUAUAGCCUAUGCAUUUUCCCAUUAAAUAUUUUCAACA
Scleropages formosus (Asian bonytongue) is the source of this 4549-nucleotide messenger RNA. It is a transcript of the gene znf385b, whose product is annotated as zinc finger protein 385B. Gene Ontology annotation, molecular function: zinc ion binding; nucleic acid binding. The transcript has 9 exons. Lineage: Eukaryota; Metazoa; Chordata; Actinopteri; Osteoglossiformes; Osteoglossidae. The record is from RefSeq and is a predicted model, not a curated record. The coding region runs from base 895 to 2391 and encodes 498 amino acids. Gene Ontology annotation, cellular component: nucleus.